UCUAUGUGACGCAUGCGCAGUCCCACCGCUCUGCUCGGUGCAGAGCGCGCGGCUCUCCGCUGCUCAGACAGAGUUGAUGAUCAGUGUGUAUCAGUGGAUACCUGAUGGAUGGAUGGAUGCACCAGCGAUGAUGGCCUGAUCAAUCAGAACCCCGCGCGCACUCCCACCUGUUCAGUAUUGAUGAGUGAUCAUUGAUCAGCUGCUGAUAUUGUGUGCCUGAGUGUAGUUCAGAGCUUCAUACCAGGACUCCACUUUCUUCAUCCAUCACCUCCUCCGUGAUGAAGACUCCUCUCAGCCCCUCUCACCCACUGGAGAGGGCGCAGAUCUUUGCCUUUGGAGGGAUGUGUCAAGAGCUGAUGGACCCCCCAACACCAACAACCAUCAGUCUCUCUGUCCAGCAGACUCCAUCCCAAGGUCAGGGUGUGGCCUACUCGCUGUGUGAGGUGUGUAACCUGCAGCUGACCUCUGCAGGUCAGGCCCAGGUGCACUACAAUGGCAGGUCUCACCUCCGGAGAGUGAGACAGCUCCAGGCUAGAGAGACAGGACAACAGGCAGGAGCAGGGGCUCAGUCUAGGUCUCUUCCCCAGGCCACAGGGCUCAUCUCCAAGCCUGCAGGACUAACUCCGACCCCAGGCCUCAGUCCAGGCCUCAGCGCUCCACCCAGCACGACUGCAGGAAGUGGGUGUGGCGCAGUGGGCGGGGCGUUGCCGGGGCUGAUUGGCGCCACUGGUCCCUCGGUGAUGAUGAAACCAUUCCUGUCUUUUCCUGUCGAGACGACGUCGCCAGUCGGCCUUUUCCCAAACUUCAACACGAUGGACCCGGUGCAGAAGGCCGUCAUCAACCACACUUUUGGCGUUACCUUGGUACCCAAAAAGAAACAGGUCAUCUCAUGCAACGUUUGCCAGCUGAGGUUUAACUCUGAUUCUCAGGCAGAAGCUCAUUACAGAGGCAGUCGUCACGCCAAGAAGCUCAAGUCUCAGGAGAACAAGACCAAGGCCAAGCUGUCAAUCACUGGAGAGACCAAUGGGAGCAUCACAAGUCCAGUUUGCCCCGCCCCUCCUGUCUCAGCUAACAGCAGCACCAAUCAGCACACAGAUCUCUUAUCCAGCCUCAUGGACUCCUUUCCUCUCAAACCCUUUGUCCUCCCGUCAUCCUCCCCUCUCUCCUCCACCUCCCCCUCCUCUAGCAGACCAGGCAGUGAGCCUCCUCCCUCCAGUCCUCCCACCGCUCUCCCCGCCCCGGGCCUCUUCUCCUCCUCUUCCUCCUCUUCCCCAUCUUCCAAGGCCUCUCCGCCUCCCCCUCCUCCAGCUCCUGUCACCACCUCUUCAUCCCCUGCUGCUGCUCCUCUUCCUCCUUCCCAGGCCUCCUCCCAGGAUGCUCCCCUCUCAGUGGAGUCGGAGGAGGAGAAGGCGAAGAAGCUGCUGUACUGCUCUCUGUGUAAAGUCGCCGUCAACUCUCUGUCUCAGCUGGAGGCUCAUAAUGCAGGUUCAAAGCACAAGACGAUGCUGGAGGCUCGGAGCGGCGCCGGGCCCAUCAAGGCCUACCCUCGAGCCGGAGCCAAGCUCAAGACCGGCAGCAGCUCUGUACUGAAGGGCUCCGGCCUGCAGAACAAAACCUUCCACUGCCAGAUCUGUGAUGUCCAUGUCAACUCUGAGAUCCAACUCAAACAGCACAUCUCCAGCAGGAGGCACAAGGAUAGAGUGGCAGGAAAACCCAGCAAACCCAAAUACAGCCCUUAUAACAAACAGCAGCGCAGCUCACUCACUAAGGAGUUGAUGAAGCCCUCCCUCUCCCCGUCCUUCCUCUCUACUCCCUUUGCUCCUCCGCCCUCCUCCCUCACUUCCACCAUUUCGCUCCCUCCCGCCACUCUCUCCUCCUCCCCCCUCCUCACUUCCACCUCCUCACCCCUCACCCAAACCAUCUCUCUCCACACUCGCCCUCCGGCACCCUCGCCCCUCUUCACAGCCUCCUUCCUGCGUCCGGCUCCUGGACCAAUCAGAGCGAGCCAAGGAUCGAUCCUCUUCGCACCCUACUGAUGGCAGCGUCGGCAGUGGGGAGUCGAACCAGCGACCUCUGACCUCUGACCUCCUGUUUGUUGGAGUGACAGAAGAGAUAUCAGUUCUGACACAAUGGCUGCAGGGAUUCAAACCUGCAACCUUCUCACCUGACUGAGGCUUCAAAAGAAGACUUGAGAGUACAGAACCUCCUUCUCCUCCUUCUGUCUAGAUCUUCUUCUCGGGUCCAAAAUUUCACAGCUGACCCGACAGCAACCUCUGAUGAUUUUAUCCAAAUCAGAACAGAACAGAGGCUGAAAAGUUCACACAAAUCCUGGAAAACCUGGGAUUUUCUAAACACAGUCAUGGGAAAGUCCUGGAAAAAUUACAGAUUGCGCCGAAAUUUCUAGAAAGCAAUAAGUGGGGAAAAAGAAAUCAGUGUGCAGCUCUUUUGUCGACCUCAUUUGUCAUUUUGAUGCUCCAGAUUCAGCUCAUUCAAAACAUCCAACUUAAAGAAAAAUAAGUGAAACAUUCAACUUGUGCAUGGAAAUAUAGAGAAUAUUUAUAUUUUUCUUUCUUUGACGUUUUUACCAAAAAAAGAACUCCAAAGUACCUCGUCAUGAAUGGCAAAUGACUCUUUAUGGCAGCCUGAAUCUACUGAAAAUAAAGCUGGAGUUUGUUUUUUAUAUAUUUUGGUUUGAUUGAGAUAACAAGAAUCAGAACUAGGAUUCGUGAGAAACCGGAAUCGACAAGCAGAAUCUAAAAAAAUAUCUCAACGAUCCCCGAAACCUGCUCCUGGUUAAAAUCCUCUCAUUUUCAGGCUAAAGAUGCAGCUUGUAUUGAGACCAGACACAAAGGUGAACAAGAAAGUCUGGACUCGGUUCUGGUUCUGUUUGGGUCGGAUGCUCAGAGUUUGGACCGGGUUAUUUCUGCCUGAACAAAUCCCCUCUGAACACAGACGUUCUUUCUUCCUCUUGCUGCAGAAGCUAACUAACGAAUACUGCUGAUGUCUUCAUGUCAUAUCAACACUGGACUGUGGUGCCACAGAUGUCCUCCUUCAGACGUCCCUGCGCUAAUGUUCAACUUGUUCCUAAUGUACAGCAUCCCGAGCAAACAAACCGGUUGAGCAAGAGAAAUGAAACUAGAGACCAUCCUGUGAUGGGAUCACACCAGCACAACGCCAAAUCGGGCCAGGGGCGUAAAUUGGGGGGCCAAAUGGCCCCUUCACCACUUCCUACCCCCCUACUUCCGCUGCCCUUGCUGGGACCACACCCAUUUUCAAGCUUGGCCUUCAUUUUGAUGUCAACCACACACCUGCAAAGUUUCGUGACUGCAUCUUGCACGGUUACGACACUAUCGCGGUGACAAAAUCUGUCCACAGACAUAUUAACACCUGGAAAAGUACUCAAAACUGCUUCUGUGGUAGUACAGUAGGCGUCUCCAGGACCACAUGAUAUCCCAUAAAAAGACCAACAAUGUGUUCAUCCCUCAAUACUUUCUGACUUCCUGUCCGUGGCUCUCACCCCCAAGCCCCUUUGGUUCGUACUGAAGACAUAAAUCUUUAAAAGUGGUUCACAAAUUUACAGUUUCAAUUUUAUAAAAUGCUCAGAAAUUUCAUAAAACAGCUAAACGCUGUUGUUUUUAGCAAAUGUUACUCAAUCAGGAGGAAAUAGUGCAUUUGUUGGGGUCUAUUUUCAGUUUGAUGUCCAGACCAAACUUAAAAUAUACCUUCUGUGUCAUCUCCACACAUUCUGGUCUCCAUGUUGUUUCACUGCCAGCCAGGUAUGUAAUUCUGGUCGACACUAAAUCCUUUUAAUUGUAAUUUAUUCUUUUUUUUUGCCUAAAUCAAUCAAAUUUGAAAUAUGUUUAGACAAAAAAACAAAACAAAAUCAGCUUUAAAAAUGUGUAAUAUGUGUGCAUUGAUAACAUGUUACCCUCCUCAAAAUCCCCAAAAUAUGACCAAGUUCAUAACAUGUCCUCAAUGGUGGCUACAGCCCUGCUGUGGAAUAAAGGUGGAAUAAACAGGAAUUAUCCUUUAAUGGAGCAGCGAUAAGAGUCUAAACUAGCUGAACUUCCUCUUUUUGAUCUAUGGCAACAUAAAAUCCAGGUGAAAUUCAGUUUCGACGGGUUCGCUCCUUCUGGUAAAACUCCUCAAAACUCCCAAACAAUAAGCCUUAACAGAAAGCUACAUCAGGAUUGAUUGUUAAUUCAGGGCAGUUAGUUGCUUGUUCUCGCCUCCCGCUGACUCAACCUGCCGUGUGUUCGGACAGAGUUUGAAUUGAAGUAUGAGUACAUGAACGCCUCCUCCUUAUAUCUGAUGUCCGCAUCUGCCUGAACCUGCUGUCGUCUCCACUGCUGGUGUGUGUUACAGACUCUGGGCCCGGCUACUUCCUGGUUUUACAGUGAAAAAGGCCUUUCGUCCUGACUGUUGCCUGGUGUGAACACUCAGUCUGUUGGUUUCAGUCUUCACCUUCCUGCUGUUACUGAAUCGGACCAGAACUUUCUGGAGUUUAAAGCAUCCGAGCAACAACUUUUACUGAACCUUUUAUCACAAAGAGUCAGAGGAACUUUUGUUAAAGACUUUUAACUUAACACAUCACUGGAACUUUUCACAACCUGCAACAGCAAAGGGACGCUUUUCUUAAAUAAGCUUAUUCACUCUCAUGAGGAAAAAGGAAAUAGAAAGAUUUCUCCGGUUGAUUUUUCUGUGCUUUAGUAAGCUAUUUUACAGUGUAUGUUGUAAAUAUUUGCCCAAAACUUUGUCACGACUUUCAAACAACAGCAUGAUCUGUCCAUCUAUCAGAAACUUUGGUCCAGAGUCAUCACACGAACCCUUUGGAUUUGGCCUCAUUACCUAUCCUCUAGUGCCACCCUCAGGAUACAUAUCACACUUUUUUAGCUUUUUAGCUACUAGUAAGGCUCUAAGAACAGCUAAUAAUUAGAAUUUUAUGUGUGACAAAAUAAUCCUCCACUUACUAGCUUUAUUCUGAGCAUUCAACUGCAUCUCUCUCUGACUUCGAAUGUGAAUGUCCUCAAUGAGCUUUCUCUGGCUGUCCACAGACUCCUGGGCGAUGACCUUUGAACUCUCCCCAGUCAAUGCUGUUUUAUUGUUAUUAUAUAUUCAUAUUUAUUUAUAUUUUUUAUUAUGACAGGGCCUAUUUUGGACCAAGUUAAACUCACCGCUUAUAAUUACAUAUUGACUGUCGACAUCUAGGAACAGAGAAAAUCACUAUGUGGGGGAGUGAAUACAUGCAGCCUGCCAGACAAUUACUUUACAUUAAAGGGCUCAAAUGCUCCGUUUUUACAGAUAAUACUUUGAGUUCUUUAUAAAAAAAAAAAUUUUUAAAAACGAGAGCAAAACAGAUCUCCGACCCAGGCUUGAAAAUAAAUCAUCUGAGGGUUUGAAAAGGUUUUUUUCAAACAAAGAAAAUGUCACAUUUAAGUGGCUAUAAGUGUGUCACUACCUUGCUAGCUUUUAUGGCUCCACUGACUCCUUUAGACACUAAAUGGCAGCUCCAUCCCUGAGAUGUCAUUGACCAUAAUCAACGUCACUGCCAUCUUACAGGGUCGUAAGUCACUGUGCGAUCCUGUAAGAUGGCAAACAUCCCACACCGCACUGUGGGAAACUGCACAAGCAAUAAUAAUAAUAAAAAAAACUCAUUAUCUGAAAUAAGAAAAUGUUUAAAUCAUAAGUUUAUGAGGGAAGGAAAUAUAUAUAUAUAAUUGUGCAGAUACCUGUAUUUUUACAGUCCAAAUCAAAUACAACAGCAUUAAUUGAUUAAUUGAAAAUUUGAAAUCACAUUGGACAUUGAUAUUGAUCUGUUCAGACAGCCUCUCCAGCAUGAACUAAAUACUCAAGUUCAAAUGCAGUUUGCAGCCAUCAGCGAGACUUAAAAAAAUUUGGUAUUGUCACAUCUGUGCUGCCAGUGUAAAAACUAUGAAGCGAUAAGUUUGUCUAAUAUCCGACUCGUGUUUUGUUUAAAUUUUGUUAGUGUCCGUUUUGGUUUUGUGUUCAUCAUUCACUCUGUGUAACAGACUUAGGUCAUGUGAUGAGGCCUGGACUAGCUCCAGCCGCUAAAGAAGGGUAUGAGAUGUGGUUGAAAGCUCAGAAGAAAAGCUCAUGAGUGGACCUUUGAGUUAAGAUCAUUUUGGCAUACAAACUGAAUUUCCUAUUGGGGGUGUAAUGAACACUGCAGCCUCUAGGGGGCACUAGUAGAACUUUCCAACGUUGGUUUGGUGUUAGCUAACAAACAUUUUUAGACCCCCAUGUAGUUCAAAUUAAAAUGAUCAGGUGGUUGUUUGACGGUCGUGAAAGAGCUUCGCAGAACCAGGAGAAACCAUAGAAAACUCCACACGUUAAAGUUAAAGAGGAGGUGUCAAAGCUCCUUCUCCAUGAUGAUGUAACAGGACGGUUUGUUGGGAGUCCACUUCCGUCUGAGGACUCUUCUCUGAUUGGCCAUCAGCAAAUUAAAUAAUUGAACCAGUCGGCUCAACUGAGGGAGAGACGCUUGUUCCGCUCUGCGAUCAGUUCAUUAAAAGGCAUCUGACGAAAUGAAAAAAAUGAAAAGGCAUUGAAUCUAAUUGGCUGGAGUAGAAUUGAAGGAUAAGUUCCCAGUUAAUUUACAGCCAGUAUGGACAGGAGGAACAAUUACAGUGACCAAUAACUCUUGAAAUUAACAUAUGGGCAUGUGAGUGUUGUUUUAGGACUUUUUUUUAUUAUUUAAAGGAAGCACUUUUUUAAAAUUCUACAAAUAAACGUCAGCGAUUCAACACCUGCUGUUUUUUAAAUACAAAAACAUAUUUAUAAGCCGUUAUUUAAUUAGUAAGAUACAUUUCAAAGCACUUUUUAGAAUUUAAAUUUAUUUAUUUGUCUAAUGAGCCACGUACAAAAAAAAUUCAGAUGGAGUGCACAAAAGUCAUUUUGUAUAAUAAUUUAUUUUAUUUUUAAUUUAAUAGUAUUUUUUUUCAAUAGUCAGUCAAAUUAAAUGUCGUUUAGUAUUUCUUACUACGAAGUCCCCAUUUAAACAUUUUGGAUUUGACACCAGUCAAACUUUUCUGAACCGUUUUAGAAAUUAGUGCCAAAGAACAUGACGAUGAAAAGACGCUUGCUCUUGAACGCAUUAAGGAAAACCAGACAGCUACAAGACUGGAUCAGAAAAAACAGAAAUAUUAAUAAUACAACCAGAAAUUGUCUGAUUAACUGGCGGUUAUUUUCUAUGGUUUCAAAUGGUUGAUAUAUUUCCUCUUCCUGCCUCUUCCUGAAGAACUUGAAGCAUCUCAGUCUUCCAAUAAUGAACAAACAGGUUUAAGGACAUUAUGUGUGUGUGUGUUUAUCUAUGCAGUAUUUUGGUCGCACAGUGCAGUAACUGUUAUCCGUCUCAUCAACAUGCAAACUGUAAUAAGAAGACAAAGUGUCAAAUCAAAUGUUGAUGAUGCUGAUUAAACCUCCGAACACGAAGCUCUGAACUCUCCAACUAAACUUCCUCCUCCUCUGUCCGAUGAUGUCAUCACGAUGCAAUAAUGUACAGAUCAGCUGCUGCUUUUCUAUUCGCUCCGCUUCCUUAUCAGCAAUACUGAGGCCUGAGAGUCUUGAUACUGGAGUCCAUGUGUUACAUACUGGACUGAAACAAACAGGGAUGCACUGUUUGAAUUGAAGAGUUAUUUGACAUGACAUGACAUCAACUUUUCAUUUUUUGUUUUAACUGUUGAAAUGUUUUUGAUGAAAACUGAGAUUGUGAGUGUGUCUGAAUGUGUGUGUGAAUGUGUGUGUGUGUGUGUGUGUGUAUUCUCUCCAUGCUUGGAAUGAACCAUCUGAUUUAAUCGCUUUACUUCCAAAAUAAAAGCUAAUUUUCCAUUAUGUAAACUCUGAAUAAUUUAAGUGUGUAAAGGAGCAGUUCACCCAAACUGCUGCACACAGGUCUCCACUCUGAACUAGACAGGAGUUGUUUUUAACACAUCUAAUAUAUUGUUUAGUUGGAAAGUUAUUUCCACCUGCAGGUAUUGAAUUAGAAUUUUUAACUUUCAAAGUUUUAAACUGUAAAUCAAAUUAAAAAAAAAAAAUCCGUUACAUAUAUUUUAAAAGAAUAAAUCCAGAUUUUGAAAACCCAAGUCUAAACUGUGGUGACACAUUAGAUUCAGUUUUCUGAGACAUCAUUUCAACUCAUCUUUCACAGAUUAUUUGGAAUGGAAACGGGUGAAUUGCUUAACAAAUGGAAUCAAGAUGUUGAUAAUAAAACGAGAAACAGUUCAGAGUUGAAAAUAGACAGAUAUUUCUUUUAGACUUCAGCUCAGAACAGCAACAUCUAAUCGUCCUCAUGCGUGUUUCAAAGUGACACUUCCUGCUUCAGAGAACCUCCAUCCACAUCUUUAUGUACAGUAUUUAUUCUCUGAGCUUGUUUUUUAUGAUCAUUAUGAUGCAAAUAUGCAAACGCAAACUUGUCAGGUUGAGAUUAUGUAACAUUUCUCUCCUUAUCAUUUUAUUUCUGUAACUUUGUUCUAUUUGUUUUCAUUAAAAAAAAUGCUGAACGUA
Molecule: messenger RNA, 8523 nt
Organism: Sebastes umbrosus (honeycomb rockfish)
Lineage: Eukaryota; Metazoa; Chordata; Actinopteri; Perciformes; Sebastidae
Gene: znf385b
Product: zinc finger protein 385B
Exons: 11
Coding region: 279-2036 (585 amino acids)
Cellular component (GO): nucleus
Molecular function (GO): zinc ion binding; nucleic acid binding
Source: RefSeq, a predicted model, not a curated record